AUGAGCAGGAACCAAAGCAUCUUCUUCUACCGUCUUGCGCUUGGUCUUUGCUUCGCCACUACCGUUGCUGGCAUGGAUCCUGGCAUGAACUCCAUAAAUGGGCAGCCUCCAAUGGGUGACGAAGGCAACAAUAGCAUGCAGCUGCACGUACACCGUCGAGGGUUGCAACACUGGGUCAAAAUGUUGCUUGCUGAAGAUAUCAUUGUGGCCUUCUUUGUUUUUGGCAUGAUUGUCGCGGCGGCAUUCGGCAUAGCACACUUCUGCCAUCGCCGCAACCUUCGUUCUCGCGUCGCCGAUGUCGAACCCGCUGCCGGACAUCACGAGCCUGUCCAUAAUGCCAACGUCCCAGCUUUAGGCGUAAACGACAUCGAAUUGGCACAAAUGCCCACCGGAAAUGCUCAUGCUACGACCUCACAGGCUGAGACCUCGCAGGCUGGGACCUCACAGGCUGGGACCUCACAGGCUGGGACCUCAUUGACAAAGCGGAUGAUACUUCACUCACGAGGUCCCACUUUUUCUCGCAACGCAAAAGCGCAGAAAUCACCCCAUGGACCUGGUCUUGCCAAGUGCUCUCUCAAGUCUCUUGAGUCGCAAACUCCGGAGGAAAUCACCAGCCAUCCAUGCUACUCCUUUUUCGAACCAGCCUACAAGAUUGUCAUCACUAACCUCAAUAAAGCGGGUGAGCUCGAAAAGAUCGUCAAGUUUCUGGGGACGAAGCACAACCCACAGAACCACAUCACAUCCGAGGACGCCCAGGCUGCCUUGCAAAGUUAUCCAAGAACUCCUGCCAUCGUAAAAGAUAUCAAUGACCUCCUUGUCGACAACGCAAAGCCAGGUCUGAGCGAAUGUUUCAAGCAGCAUCUCAGCUGGUAG
Acaromyces ingoldii is the source of this 873-nucleotide messenger RNA. RefSeq lists its product as hypothetical. The transcript is spliced from 2 exons. The record is from RefSeq and is a predicted model, not a curated record. NCBI's taxonomy places the organism in Eukaryota, Fungi, Basidiomycota, Exobasidiomycetes, Exobasidiales, Cryptobasidiaceae. The coding region runs from base 1 to 873 and encodes 290 amino acids.